Molecule: messenger RNA, 1543 nt
Organism: Nematostella vectensis (starlet sea anemone)
Lineage: Eukaryota; Metazoa; Cnidaria; Anthozoa; Actiniaria; Edwardsiidae
Product: gamma-soluble NSF attachment protein
Exons: 11
Coding region: 119-1129 (336 amino acids)
Biological process (GO): intracellular protein transport
Cellular component (GO): vacuolar membrane; SNARE complex
Molecular function (GO): syntaxin binding; soluble NSF attachment protein activity
Source: RefSeq, a predicted model, not a curated record
CGCGCGAGGAGGAGAUAAGUCAUUUCUAUAACUGGCUAAUGGUUAACAACUGAUGCCCGCGAUUUUUACGUCUUGAGCUGACUGGCUGACGGUCAGCGUACUCCCGCGUGAAUUCAAGAUGGCUAUGCAACAGAGAAAGCUGCAAGAGGGAAUUUUAUUGAUAAAGGAAGCGGAAAAAUGUAUGAAGACAAGUUGGCUGAAAUGGAAACCAGACUAUGAUAGCGCAGCAGACAAAUACAUGAAAGCUGGCACAUGUUUUAAAGCAGCAAAGUCAUACCCAGAAGCACAAGAUGCUUUCAAGAAAUCUGCCGAUGCACACUACAAUUCACAUGCAACGUUUCACGCUGCAAAAGCACUAGAACAGGCGGCUACAGUAUUGAAAGAAAUGAAAAGAGUCCAUGAAGCUGUGGACCUCAUUGAGAAAGCAGGUUUUUAUUACAGAGAGAGUGGCUCGGCAGACACAGCUGCAAUGGCCCUCAUCAGAGGAGCUAAGAUGUGCGACAGCCUAGAACAGCCAGAAAAGGCCAUUGAAUUGUUCCUAAAUGCUGGUGAUCUGAACAUAGCUGAGGACAAGAUAAGAGAAGCUAUUGAGCCAAUCACAAGUGCUGCACGACUUCAGCUGAAGAGUAAAAAGCUGGCAGAAGGCAUUGAGACAUACAAGAAGAUAUUAGACUUAUUUCAGCAGAUUGAAAAUCUACAAAUGAUGUACAAGACGGUGCUGAGUUUGAUAGUGGUCUAUCUACACGAGGGGGACUAUGUUGCUGCUGAUAGAUGCUUCAAGGAUGCCUGCGGGAUACCUGGCUUCACAAAUUCUGAUGAAGCCCAGGCUGGAGAAAGAGUGUUGGAAUGUUUUGACCAAGGAGACUCUGAUGGAAUCGCUUCCUGUGCAGCACAGCCUUUAUUCACCUACCUAGAUAAUGAGAUUGCAAAAUUGUCUAGAAGCCUGAGGGCCCCAGGUGACAUAAUUACCACAAAACCUGUUACAAUAAACACAGUUUUUGAAAAGCCAAGACCACCAGACCCUGUUCAGACAGAAACAGCUCUGGAUGCUGAUACAGAACAACCUACUGGCCCAGAAACAGUCGAGGAAGAAGAGGAAGAGGAUGAAUUUGCUGGUGGUCUUUGUUAACAGGGAUUGAACAGACAUACAGUGAUGUACAGAUGGCCAUAGAGAUUGUAAAAAGGAAAGAUGGGCAGAUAGAAAAAAUAAAACAGGCAUAAAGCAGGCACAUAGCUAAGGGCUGGGACUUUUUUCAUAUGACAUCCCCCAUUAAACCCUGGCUAUGCUCCUGGACAAACUGGCAGGCAGAUGGUAUUAUUUGGAAUAACUGUUUCCAGAAGACUUUCCCAUUAUGUUUAUUAUAACACUUUUAUAUACAAAAAAACAGCAAUAAUAACCUCAAAAACAAAUGAUAAACUUACAUCAAACAAACUUACAUUUGUUUAACAUGUAGGAACAAAUUACACGAUUUCUGGUGCAUUUAGUACUUGGGACAAUUUAGAUUCUAAUUUAUAUUGUGUAAAUAAAAAAAAUUCUUAAUAA